Messenger RNA from Misgurnus anguillicaudatus (oriental weatherfish), 2243 nucleotides. RefSeq names its product solute carrier family 35 member F6 (gene slc35f6). Gene Ontology annotation, biological process: transmembrane transport. The record is from RefSeq and is a predicted model, not a curated record. Lineage: Eukaryota; Metazoa; Chordata; Actinopteri; Cypriniformes; Cobitidae. Gene Ontology annotation, cellular component: membrane; intracellular membrane-bounded organelle. Gene Ontology annotation, molecular function: transmembrane transporter activity.
GUCAUGUGAUUUACAUACAGGCGAAUGACGUGACUCUUCAGAUUAGCUGUUGUCAUCAGAGAGACAAAACUCAAGAGGUUUCAAAUCGUACAGUGUUCAUGACCACAUCAGUCUCUCUCUCAUCAUGGCUUGGACAAAAUAUCAGCUCUUUCUCGCCGCUCUGAUGGUCACCACUGGCUCUCUUAACACAUUAUCUGCGAAAUGGGCUGAUAUGUUCUCUGCACCUGGAUGUAAAGGUUCUCCAGAUCAUCAGUUUUCACAUCCCUUUGUACAGGCUGUAGGAAUGUUUUUGGGUGAACUGCUGUGCCUGGUGGUGUUCUACCUCCUCCUUUGUCAUGAUCGACGCAGACCUGAGCCCUCCAUGGAACCAGGCCAAAGUUUCCACCCCCUCCUUUUUCUCCCCCCUGCUCUUUGUGACAUGGCUGGAACUAGUAUCAUGUAUAUCGCUCUCAACAUGACCAGUGCAUCCAGUUUUCAGAUGCUGCGUGGAGCUGUGAUUAUCUUCACUGGACUUCUGUCUGUAGCAUUCUUAGGACGACGACUGGCGCCCAGCCAGUGGAUUGGGAUCCUGUUCACGAUCCUUGGUCUGGUGAUAGUUGGACUGGCUGAUGUUUUGAGCGGCAAUGGAGAUGACAGUCACAAGAUGAGUGAAGUCAUCACAGGGGAUCUUUUGAUCAUCAUGGCACAGAUUAUUGUUGCAGUUCAGAUGGUCCUGGAGGAGAAGUUUGUUUACAAGCACAAUGUGCAUCCCCUAAAGGCUGUUGGGACUGAGGGUUUCUUUGGAUUCGUCAUUCUCUCUCUCCUACUCAUUCCGAUGUUUUACAUCCAUGUGGGCAGUUUUGGAGGUAACCCACGGCAGGUCCUCGAGGACGCCAUUGAUGCUUUCUGUCAGAUUGGCCAUAAGCCUCUCAUCUUGCUGGCACUGUUGGGCAACACCGUGAGCAUCGCAUUCUUCAACUUUGCGGGCAUCAGCGUCACCAAGGAGAUCAGUGCCACCACACGCAUGGUGCUGGACAGUCUGCGUACUCUAGUCAUAUGGAUCGUAAGCUUGGCGCUUGGUUGGGAAAAAUUCCUUGGCCUUCAGAUCCUGGGAUUCAUUAUUCUACUUGUGGGUACGGCACUGUACAAUGGACUCCACAAGCCCUUGAUGGCCAAGCUUCCCUGCUGCCCUGGACCGCAGGGUACAGAUGAGGUGGAUGCGGCCGAAAGAGAGAGACUGCUUGAUGGGGGAAAGUCUGCACAGGAGAUCUAAUAUUGGACAGUGGACAAAAUGCUUGCCUUAUGUGUUUACAUGGGUGGCACUUUUUUAAGUUUGCUCUGUUUUAAGUGUUUUAACCAUUUUAUGGACCGAACUGAAAUUAAUGAUAUUAAUUAGCAUUUCUCUGUCUAAAUCGGAAGGCAGAAGCAACAAGAGUGAAUCACAUUGUAGUAUUUCUGAAUCAACACUCAACAGUCCUGGGAGGCAAAGCCCCUUACCUCACCACUACUUAUCAAUAACACAUUUUUGGGGGGGUUAAUAUCUUAAAAAAAUGAAUGCUUAGAUUUUAAAAAUGUUUUAAACUUUUAAAAAGGGAUGAAAGUAAUAUUUAUAAACACUUGUUUAGUCAUACAUAACAAAAAUAAGAUACUGUAUUACAUUUUAAUUUCUAGUUGGUUUUAUUUUUGCUAUUUUUUUAUUGGUUUCAAAAAAAUUACCUUUUAUGUACUCUGCUGUUGGUAGUAUGGAACCACAUAGCCUUAUUGCAAUUUAAUGUUUUUAUUUUUAUUUUCAAGAAGGCAUACAAAGCAUUUUACAAACAAUAUAGCAAUCUUAUUUAAUAACUUUUAUCCCACACCAACAACCCAUUACACAACAGGACUAAAAUAAUGCUAUGUAAUACGGGUAUUGUGGCAAGAAAAUCCUUUGUUAAUAUUUAAAGAAUAGCAAAUGUACAUUUUGGUUUCUGUUUGUUGGAAUGGUGAAUAUGAACAAUAACAAGUGCCAGUUUAAAAAUACCAUGUUUAUAAUUAUUUUACAUGGUUAUGAGGAAUCACAAAACAGUUUCAAUCUUUGUUUGACACAUCUGUCUUUUUCUAUAUAUUUCUCUUACUUUCUCUUUAAAAAUAUUUGUACAAUGUGGAUUCAGUUUUUUUGUUACAUUUUAUGGAUGUAGAGAAACGACUGUUCACAUUAUUAGUGAAUGUUGGCACUAUUAUAUGUAAUGUCACACUCACACAUCUUAUUAUAAAAAAUGUGUAACAAA